Messenger RNA from Manihot esculenta (cassava), 897 nucleotides. RefSeq lists its product as uncharacterized. Lineage: Eukaryota; Viridiplantae; Streptophyta; Magnoliopsida; Malpighiales; Euphorbiaceae. The coding region runs from base 1 to 897 and encodes 298 amino acids. The record is from RefSeq and is a predicted model, not a curated record. The transcript is spliced from 2 exons.
AUGGAGUCUCUUACACUUAUGAGUUUUGUCGCAAUUCUAAGAGAAACCCUAAAAAUCUUCUCCAAGAAUGGAAGGCUUAUGGCCUUGAUUGCCCUUCUCAUCAUCCUCAUCAAGUCUUCUCUCUUCGUGUCCAACAUCUUCUCCAUCAAGCCUGUGAUCACCGACUACUUCUUCGAGAGAAACGUCCUCCUCCCCUUUUCCACCCCUAACACCCCAGAAUUCAACAAAAUUCUCACCCACAUUAGAAAAGACAUCAAAAUCAUUUUUGGGAUUGAAAUCAUUUACGUUAUUAUUGACUCCGUUGCCUUCAUACUCUCCAUAACUGCAACGAUUCUUGUCGCCGCCAUAACCCACGGCGGCAAGAACGAUGACUUAUCGUUCAAAGAUGUGAUGUUGAAAACCGUUAGAUCAUGGACAAGGCCACUUAUUACUUGCAACAAUCCAUCUAUUUUAACUGUUGCUGCUAUUUUAAUGGGUGUUUCGGCUGUAGUUUUCUACAUAUACCUCUCAGUGACAUGGUUUCUAGCCAUUGUUGUUUCAGUUGCUGAACAAAAGAGAGGACUUGAGGCAAUAGGAAAGGCUGCAGAGAUUGUCAAGGACAUGAAGCUACAAGGGUUUCUACUGAAUCUUGCUUUCAGUAUUUCAAGUGUGAUUUUCGUUCAAGGGAUAGAGAUGAUUCCAGUGUCUCAUUCAUUAGUAGCUAGAACAAUUAUUCUAUUGGUUGAGAUGAAUUGUGCAAUCGUGGUGAGGAUGUAUUGGUUCUCUUCGUUCACUGUGUUCUACUAUCGUUGCAAGAAGACACAUGGAGAAGGAGUUGAAUUGGAAGGAGUGAGCUCAGAUGGAUAUAGUAAGAUUCCUGCUACUGCUGCUCCUCUUGUUGGAGAUAAUAUACCAUGA